This is a messenger RNA of Brassica oleracea var. oleracea, 996 nucleotides long. RefSeq lists its product as uncharacterized. The transcript has 4 exons. The record is from RefSeq and is a predicted model, not a curated record. The coding region runs from base 163 to 906 and encodes 247 amino acids. NCBI's taxonomy places the organism in Eukaryota, Viridiplantae, Streptophyta, Magnoliopsida, Brassicales, Brassicaceae.
CGGAAAUUCCAACUUUAACUUCGCUAUUAUCCGCCACAUCAGUUUUCUCUAAUGCGUGACACAUUCAUAUCAUAAACGUCAUAUUUACCUCAUGCAACAUCACUCCUCUCUCGCUCUAUUAUAAGACCAUAACACAGAACAAGGCCUUUUGGUCGUUUAACGAUGGCGUCAAAUGAUAAAGUUCCGGUGGCGUGUCCGGCAAGCACCGGAGAAGGUAAGGAGCCUAUGGGAGAUCCGACGAAGACCACAACGGCAAUGUUAGACAAAGGAACGGCUAUGUUUCAGUCUAUGAAACCGAUCAAACAAAUGAGUCUACAUGUGUGUUCAUUCGCUUGCUAUAGUCACGAUCCUGGCCGUCAGAUCGAGGUUCAUAUGUACGGUCACCGUGUAAACCAAGACUUUCUCCAAUGUGCCGUCUACGAUUCCAAUUCCGCUAAGGCUCAUCUCAUCGGGAUCGAAUAUAUAGUGUCAGAGAAGUUAUUCGAAAGUCUCUCACCCGAUGAACAAAAGCUUUGGCACUCGCAUGACUACGAAAUCCAGAUGGCUCUUCUAGUAACUCCAAGGGUCCCAGAGCUCGUUGCGAAGCCGGAGCUUAAGAAUCUUGCCAAAUCUUACGGAAAAUUUUGGUGUACAUGGCAAAUCGAUCGUGGAGAUAGAUUACCACUAGGUACACCAUCAUUAAUGGUUUCGCCGCAAGACGUGAGUCUCGGGAGGAUAAAACCGGAGCUGGUGAAAAAGAGAGAUGAAGAACAUGGAAUCUCGACGGAAUCGUUGAAGCCGUCACGGGAAGGGAUUUGCGGACCGGAGAAAAAGAAUCUGAUUGCUGAUUAUUGGGUUCGGUUUAGGAAAGGCUUUGCGAUUGAUGUUGUUGAGACAGAUAUGAAGAGGACAGCUCCCUUCCCGUGACAACUUCUGUUUUUUUUUUUUUUUUUUUUGAGAAAGUGCUUGAAACCUUCUGUUUAUUUGUUUUUUCCCUUGAUGAAUCUUGAGACAUUU